CCAGUCAGUUCUUGCUCACGGCGUUGAGAGAAGGAAGUGAGUCACACUGACGGUAAUUGUUACGUCUCAGUUGCAGCAACAGGGAAAGCUGACGAGAGAACAAGGAAGCAACAUGUGCUCAUCAUAAUAAGUCCAACACAGCACAGAGGCACGUAGCUGCGGUAAGAGACGGAGAGCCGAGGACACUCACAGACUUGUUUUUUAUCACAUCAUGAAAAGAGAGGUGAAGGCUGGUGUCAGCUUCCUCAAACGCCUGAUUGUGGCACGUGGCAAGCUUGAUGAAGCCAAAGCAGAGCUGUUCGCUGAGAAGCUACAGAAACUUUUGUGUGACAAAUAUGAUGACCACUGGUACCCCAACUCUCCCAGCAAAGGCCAGGCAUACAGAUGCAUUCGGAUAAAUAAUGGAGUACUCUGUGAUGAAGUGGUCCUGAGGGCAUGUCAGGAGAGUGACCUCACACCCAGUGAGCUGGGCCUGCCGCCUGAGAUCACCCUGUGGAUCGACCCACUGGAGGUGUGUGCAAGAUCUGGAGAGAACAGUAGGCCUUUCACAAUAGCCUGUUUCAAUGAGGAGGAUGAGGAGGGCAUGAAGGGUGAACAGGACACCUCCUCUGUGGACCUGUCAAGCCUGGACACAUCAGAUUACCACUCUGCUACCUCUUCAGAUUGCAGUUCCACUGCGUCAAGCGACACAGAGGAGGAGGCAAAGGAGGGGGAGCCUGAAAAAAAAGAGAGGGCCGUCAAGAUGAAAGCAGCAGAAGGUGACACCUACACAAUAGAGAUGGUGCCCAGGAUUCGAAAGCCAUAUGGAGGAGCAGCAAAUAAGGGCAAAUACAUCAAAAAUAAAGCUGUUCAGCUCCCUGCUAGCCUCCAGUACUUCUACCAUCCCACACCAGUUUGGCCUCAGUACAAGAAGGCCACACCGGUGUUUCUCACCACCGUGUGCGCGCCUCCAGCACCACCACCUCCACCCCAGCAGGUAUUUGGCUACUACAUCUUGUCGCAGUCAUCACCACAGUUGAUUCUGCCUCAGGCUACUCUGCAGCCGUGGGGAACUGUGAAGAGUUAGGCUGUCCAGGAACUGGAGUGAAGGUGGAUAGAGCAUUAUGAACUCCUUCAACUGAGCAGUGUCAUAGCAGGCCUCUGGAUGGGUCACGAAAAGACCAUUGUAACUCAAUUAUUCCUUGCACAUCCUCUUUUUCCUUCUGGUGACUGUAUGUGCUGUG
Monopterus albus (swamp eel) is the source of this 1223-nucleotide messenger RNA. RefSeq names its product protein BTG4. NCBI's taxonomy places the organism in Eukaryota, Metazoa, Chordata, Actinopteri, Synbranchiformes, Synbranchidae. The transcript is spliced from 5 exons. Bases 212 to 1066 code for a protein of 284 amino acids. Gene Ontology annotation, cellular component: cytoplasm; nucleus. The record is from RefSeq and is a predicted model, not a curated record.